UAAGGGGAGGCUGACAGGAAAACGCAAUGGCUCUUGAGGUCAGGGCAGAGCCUGGUAUAAAUGUAUUGUAACAGACAACACCAUUACUGUCUACAAGAGCUCACCUCUACAGGGACACUAUGAGCACUUCUGUGGCCGUGUACAGGAAUAUUUACACGGAGGACCGCUUCAAACAGGCCUACGGCACCGAUGAUAACACGAGUGGAAGUUUGCGGCUGCGGGAGAAGAUCACCGGGCGGUGCAGGUGUUCAAAGCGAGCAUGCCUCCACCUGUUGAAGGAAAGAGUCCCCAUUUUCAGCUGGCUGCCGAGGUACAGACUCAAGAAAUGGAUUUUAGGAGACACGAUAGCGGGACUGACAGUUGGUAUACUUCACAUUCCGCAAGGCAUGGCCUUUGCUUUACUAACUUCUGUAGCUCCAAUAUUUGGCCUGUACACCUCCUUCUUCCCCGUGGUCCUCUAUAUGUUUUUUGGAACAGGUCGUCAUGUGUCCACAGGUACCUUUGCAGUGGUGAGUCUGAUGACUGGCUCUGUGGUGGAGCAGCUGGUUCCUUCUCCUCUGGACAUGAACUCCAGUUCCCCUGAAGCUGCAGAGUUCGAGGGCCAGAGGAUCGGAGUGGCCUCGGCUGUGGCACUGCUCUCAGGAAUUAUUAUGCUCUGUAUGUGUGGCCUUCAGCUGGGAUUCCUCUCCACCUAUCUGUCCGAGCCAAUAGUGAAGGCUUUCACCAGCGCUGCUGCCUUCCAUGUGACCAUCUCGCAGCUGCAAAACAUGCUGGGGCUGCGACUCCCUCGCCACACUGGAACAUUCUCGCUCUUCAAGACUUUAGCGUCAGUGAUGGAAAAUCUCCCUCACACCAACAUGGCGGAGCUGCUUAUCUCCUUGGUGUGUUUGGCCGUCCUGGUGCCAGUUAAAGAGAUCAACAUGCGCUACCGGCAGCGCCUGCGGACACCUAUACCUGUGGAGAUCCUCACUGUGAUCAUUGCUACAGGUGUAGCAUAUGCCUCUUCGCUGGACUCUACUUAUGACAUUGAGAUCGUUGGCCACAUCCCAGCUGGAUUCCCAAGCCCACGGAUGCCAUCCUUGCACACUUUCCCUGACAUUGCAGGAGACACAAUAGCCAUCACGUUUGUUGGUUACGCUGUGUCAGUCUCACUGGCCAUGAUCUAUGCAGACAAACAUGGUUACUCCAUACACCCCAACCAGGAGCUCCUGGCUCAUGGUGUCUCCAACACAGUGUCGUCUUUUUUCACCUGCUUCCCCAGCUCAGCCACGUUAGCCACCACUAACAUUCUGGAGAGUGCUGGUGGAUUCACACAGCUCUCCGGCUUGUUCACCAGUCUGGUUGUUCUGAUCGUCCUGCUACUGAUUGGACCACUGUUCUACUUCCUACCCAAGGCAGUGCUGGCAUGCAUCAAUGUGACCAGCCUCAGGCAGAUGUUCCUGCAGUUCCAGGACUUACCUGAGCUGUGGAGAGUCAGCAAGAUGGACUUUAUGGUUUGGGUUGUAACCUGGCUGUCUGUAGUGAUACUGAAUGUGGACCUCGGCCUCGCCAUCGGGGUAGUUUUCUCUAUGAUGACUGUCAUCUGCCGCACACAGAGGGCUGGUUGUUCUGUGCUUGGUCGGGCCAGCAACACAGAAAUUUACAGACCGGUGGAGAAUCACAGCAAGUGCUAUGAGGUUCCAGGAGUAAAAAUCCUGACUUACAACGGGCCCAUUUACUAUGGCAACCGCAGCUUCUUCAGAGAGGAGAUAAGCAGGCUGCUGGGCCUGACGCCAGAGAAGAUCCGCAGCCGGGAGAAGGCCAGGAAAGCCCUGGAGAAACGGGAGAGAGAGGCCACUGUCAACACUGUGGAGAGCUGCAUUGCAAACACAUCCUUUUCUUCAGAAAACGAGUUCUUUAAAUCUGAAACCUCUGAGAGCGAUGUUCAGGCAGUACUAAUCGAUUGCAGCAGUGUGAUUUUUGUUGAUGUUGCUGGAGCACGACUCUUUACCCAGAUGUGCACUGAAUGCCAGAAAGUUGGAGUCCACGUUUAUCUUGCAAACUGCAAUGAAAGCGUCUUAAAGAUCCUCACAUCGAGUGGUCUAAUGAACUUCAUGAGCCCUCAGCACAUCUUUGUCACAGUUCACGAUGCUGUGAUGUAUAUUCAGCAGCAGAAGGAAAAACCUCAGGAAAACAGCACCACUGUGUGGGUAUGAAGCAGGAGGGCAGACGAGUCAUCAGACGAGGUGUGUGGGACUAAAACAGGAAGAGGACUUCAGGUUGUUACUUAAUCAGACUUUCUGUCUCUCGGCUCUCAGUUUUUGGCCCAGACUCUACUGUACAGCAGUGUUUCAAAGAAGCAGUAGCCUGUUGUAGCACCAUGUUAUGCAUAACAAUACAUUACUUCACAGUGUUACCAGUCGUUUCAAAGUUGUUGGCCUUAUUUCAGGCGAGGUUGCAAAGGGCUUCAUUCAAGUACACAAACUAAACUUUGAUUUGGUUAAAAAAAAGUGUCAAACAAAAUGAAAAGUUCUGUCUAUAAAGCUGUAAAUGACAGACAUGAAUUAUAUUGUUUAUGAAUUGUUCUGAUCCUUCUUGUCAUAUAUGCUGGAACAUUACCAUAGUCAUAUUUAUUUAGUUUCUGUUUGUUGUUUGAAAAACAGAUACAUUUAAGGUGCACUGAAUAGUUUGAUCAAAUACUGUGUAUAUUUAUAUCUUUUUGAAACAUGUGCUUAUCAUAUAUCUCUAGAUUAAAUGUCAUCAAACUCUGUUUUGUAUAUAUACAUGUUGAUUUGAAAUCCAGAGAGAGCACAAACUGUUUUAUAUUUGUCAGUAACUGUGUCGUACAGCGGCUGUUUGGACAAUAAAUGUGUCUCCAGAAACAAAACGUCCCAAUGAAUAAAGGUUAUUUUCAUGAAAUGGCAUAGACAA
Molecule: messenger RNA, 2910 nt
Organism: Labrus bergylta (ballan wrasse)
Lineage: Eukaryota; Metazoa; Chordata; Actinopteri; Labriformes; Labridae
Gene: slc26a10
Product: solute carrier family 26 member 10
Biological process (GO): transmembrane transport
Cellular component (GO): plasma membrane
Molecular function (GO): chloride transmembrane transporter activity; bicarbonate transmembrane transporter activity; sulfate transmembrane transporter activity
Source: RefSeq, a predicted model, not a curated record